AUGACAGAAUCAGUCCCUGGCCGUGGCGGCCCGACUCAAGAAGCUCAAUGCUACAACUGCGGCUCCUCAGGACAUUGGGCUGUCGCCUGUCCCGAGCCUACGCGAGAAACCCCAGCCGGACUGGCCGCCUGGAGAAACUCAUCCAACGUCGGCCGAGGAGGCGGCAAGGGCCAUGCCUACAAUUCCGCUUCGAAGAGAUCAAAGGGGCCCAUCAUCACCAAGUACACGCCGCCGCCGCCGCCCCAGCCCUCGUUCGGCUCGGCCAUCAGUCCCUAUGCGCCGCACCCUCCUGGCCCUCCUGGCCCUCCUGGCCCUCCUGGCCCUCCUGGCCCUCAUCAACCUCCGGCUCCCUAUCCGGGACCCAGCCGCCAAUUCCAGCCCUAUGCAAUUCCGCCUCCCCCGUUGCCUGCUGGCUACCCUCAGCCGGCCUAUCCUUACCACCUGCCCCCGAUCAGUCACCCUCUCCCACCCAAACCGCCGCCGAGCCACGACCAAGUUCAUCCACAGCGCGACUACAAAAGUAAGCGAAAAUACGAGCGCCAGCAUCACCAGGACAAGCGACACAAGGGCUUCCGGCCUGCCCCGCCUCAACCCAGUUCCCACUUGAGCCCUCGUCACAACGCCUACAACUCGGAACCCCCCGCCGACCGUCCGCCGCCAGGCAACUCGCCCGCACACGGGCGGUUCGAUCAACGAGAAAGUGGAACGCCUCUUCCCAGGGAGACGCGUUCUGUGCCUUGCUCGCCUGAGAAAGAGACAGGGCUGGUAGAAGCAGACGGCGUGCCAGCCAAGAUCCAGGGCAAAAGCAGCACCGAUUGUGACGCUGUCCCUGAUGACUCGGUGGCCAAGACAAGUGACUCGGCAAAUGCUGAGCAGGAAACAAGGCCUCAGUCUCUUGAUGGAAGCAACCAAACACAACCCGAGGCUGCCGGAGAACAUCUGUCUUUACCACCCAGGGCAGACGCGAGUGGCAACGCCCCAGACUUUGGAACCGAUGGCGAAGCCAUAAACUCCCCGCUGCCUAGCGAUGACCAAGAAGACGGAGAAGUCUCCAGCGACGAAGCCGGACCGAACCCUGUCCUGAAUUCCCGGGCUCUAAGCGAGGGGAGAUGGAAAUCGCCUACGCCUCCGACUGACGUCCGGUGGAGACGGAAACGCGAGCACAGUGAUGAGUCGGACGACGAUGAGACAAGCCCCAAGAGGCCAAAGCCAAGCGGCUCAGCCGACAGCGUUAAGGAUAGAGCCCUUGAGGACGAUGGUGUCAAUGACAGUCUUUGGGACUCGCUCGACGUUCCGAGACAAGCCGACCGGAAGCGCCGGGGCUCCACCGCGUCUCGUGGAUCUCGGCACUCGAGCGUGUCCAGCAAAUCCUCGGAUCUGAAUUCUCUCGAGGCAGAGCUCCUGGGCCGGCCAAAGAACCAGAGACAGCCGGAGCCCAGCCCGCCCUCGCACCAACGCCUGGAACGGAGGACUCCGCCAAAGCCCAAGCGUCGGCAGAACAAUACCAACUCAGCGUAUAGGUAA
Hirsutella rhossiliensis is the source of this 1524-nucleotide messenger RNA. RefSeq names its product zinc knuckle domain-containing protein. The transcript has 3 exons. NCBI's taxonomy places the organism in Eukaryota, Fungi, Ascomycota, Sordariomycetes, Hypocreales, Ophiocordycipitaceae. Gene Ontology annotation, molecular function: nucleic acid binding; zinc ion binding. The record is from RefSeq and is a predicted model, not a curated record. Bases 1 to 1524 code for a protein of 507 amino acids.